GUGGUGCCACCCCAACAUUUGUCUAACCAAAAGUAGUGAUUGUAAUAUUCAUAAUAAAGGCUUUCCUGUCCUGUCUCUACUGCUAUAUCGAUCCUGGCAAAAAUCGAUAUUGGGUACGGCCACUUCUUACAAUAAGCUGCACUCUACUCGUACGAUCAUCUCGCGUGUUCCGGUCACGAUGUCUUGUUUUCAUUAUACGACAGUAGCCUACUGUACCAGCUCAACCAGCGCAACCCAACGAACGAGGGAGGAGAGGGAUGUUGCGUCUGUGGAAAUGUAUCGCGCUCCGUUUCCAUACGUUACACAGAUGUAGGCUACAAUGUACUUGUUUAUUGUGACCUUGUUAUGAGUAUUUUUUUGCAAUAACUUUGACUGACGCAGCGAGAUGGUGCGGCAGUAACGAAGAGAUAUUUAUCCUGUUGUAGCCUCCCAGGACAGUUGUGCGAUGCGUCGCUGAUUUGCAUUUUUUUCUGUAUACAGGCUAUCAGGUGAUUGAUUCGUCAUCUUUCGUUCUUGAUACAACGCUGUCGCCGCAGAUAAUGUUGAAUUGAGCUCAAUAAUUUGACGAAUAGCGUAAAUGUUUUUGGAACAUUCCUAGAAAACAAUCAUGUAUGGAUCGAAGGACUUGUUUAUAGAUCUUAUGAAUUUUAUAUAGGAAUUCUGUGGGACUCCGUUCAACAUUAUCUAAAAUAGCACGGUCAAGUGUGUCAUCAUGGAACCUACAGGCUCCACCUUGGACAUGCAGAUGGAGAGUGUUGAGAGGAGUUCAGUGUUUCUCAGACAGGAACAUCUCACCCUACUGCAUGGCCUACACCUGGAGAUCCUGUCCUUGCAGAAACGAUGCACCGAGUUGACAUGUGAGCUGAAUGUGAAGCCUCCAGGCAAGAGUGAACUGGACCUGGCGGAGGAGGAGGAGCAGCUGGAGGCCCGCUGUCUGGAGGUCGAAGAUCGCCUGGCCAAGCAGCAGUGCACCCUGGGAGAGCUGCGUAAAGAGCUGACUCACAAGGGGGCGCUGGUAGGCGCGCUGCGGGCUAACCUCAAGGACAAGGAGCGCCGCUUCCUGGACGAGCUGAAGCGCCGCAGCCACCGCUCCACGGUGCUCAACACAGAGCUGCAGAAGCAGACCGAGGCGGCAGCCUACCUCUCCUUCCAGCUGCACGCUGCCCGCCAGAAACUGCACCACCAGCAGCUGCAGCAGAGGCAGCAGGCCCUCAGGGAGAACCAGGAGAAUAGGGAUCGUCGUCAUGGGAAACCCCCUGGGCUCCAGUACAGCCAAGCAGCCGAGUGGGACACCGCCACCUUUUCUCCUCAGUCGCCCUCCGGUUUCUCCAAUGCCUCAAACGCCAGCUCUGCCAUAGCCUCCCCUGUGGUCAAGCCUAAACGCAGGGGCAGCAGGGCCACGUCAGGGCACCAGCUCCGGGCGGAGAGGGCCAGGGAGUGUGUCCCCCAGGAGAGAGUGACGGGCCCCGCAGAGCCCACCGCCAUGCCUGACCCAGCGCUGUUCCUCCACCCUCACCGCAAGCACCACAGGUCCAGGGCCAGGCAUUCCCAAUCCCCGGCCCACAGACAGCAUCCUCUGGUGGGGGAAAGAGGGGAGGAGGAGGGGGAUGGAGAGGGGCCCAUGGAGCCCCAGGAUGGAGCUCCUCCCAGACUGGCAGCCACGGCCACAGCGCCACCUGCUGGCUGCUCAGACCAAGGCUGAAUAACUAGCCCCACUGUGACCAUCCCUAGAAAUGCAUCAUCACUAGCAUCAUAAUUACUAUCAUAAUAAUAAUCGUCAUCAUCAUCACUAUCCUCAUCAUCACUAUGACUGUUUGAUUUUAUUAAUACUGUAAAUUGCCCAUUGUCCUGCACCUUGAUCGAAUUGAUACUGAGAUGAAUCUAGCAUUGUUGAUUAUAAUCCUAUUAACUCUAAUUACUGGUAUUUAGAUUUAUUGCUACGAUGAACACUUUUUAUAAUUAUACAUUUUGACAUUAACUGAAUUAACCCAAACUUCCAGGUGUAUGAACACCCAAUGAGGUUGUUGUUAUUAAUCACUUCACGUCAAUGUGUGGGAUCAUGUAGUUGAAUGCAUAUACACUGGCGUCGCUCGAUAUAACGUUAUUAUGGGGCCUUGUCCGAGUGUGGCGUCCUUUGUGGAGGUUAGUUUAACCUAUGGCCUGUAGCCAUAGACCACAGCACAUACUGUGCAAUUACCUUACCCUACUGUGUUGUUUUAGGGCCAACCAUAAAUCAACCCUGGGUUGCCCUUGUAUAAAAAAAUGUGUCUGACCUCUGUUGCGCUGAGUCACAGUUGGGUAGCGUUUCAGCAUCUGUCCUUGCUAUGAACACGAUUGAUCUUUCAGAUCUGCAUUGGUGGCCUUCACUGGCAAAGGUCCCACAGGGCCAAGAGGUGUAGUCAUACCGUCAUAUCCCACUGAAUCUUUCUUUAUUCCAUUGGUCAUACAAUAGGUAGGCCUACAGCACACUAUAUAUGUUAUACAAUAAUUGAAAGUCACAUUAGUCCACUGGCCUCACACACAGAUAUUAGUGGGUUUCAAAUAUAAUGUGCCUCUGAGCUUUAAAAACACUAAAAACAUAUUACAUUAAGGGAUUACCAAACAGUGAUGAAGCUAUUGUAUGAGUUAAACUGGAGUUCCUAGCAUAUGGCCCCUUAGUAAAUAGGUUGAGGUAUAGGUAUCCUUCUAAUCUAGCAGAUGCUUUGCAUAAACAGGACACUUUUGGGUGGUAAUGCAUUGGGACUAGUUUGGCCAGAUGUUUCUCUCAGGUUUAGUGAGGUCUGUGUAAUACUGAACACAGAGAAGCGUAUUUCUGUGUGUUUAUUUACAUCUGUGGUUUGCUGGGGGGUUUUCGCCUCAGGGAAAAUAGACAGAGGAAUAUUGUUUAUAGAUUAAUUUGUUGCUGUUGAUGAUUUGUUUUGGGUUGAACUUAGGUUUUGGCUGAUUUGAUUUCACUAUUACUAGUCAAGUAAAAAGGGUUGUUAGGGCCUUCUGGCAGAUUUGUCUCUUGUCUCAGAGAGCUGAGAAGAGAAAAUGGGUCAUAUUGGUUAUCUACAUGGUAGAUUCCAAGCUGUGUAGACAGCAGCUGUUGAAAGCCAUUAGUUGACACUAUGGAACCAGCCAAUGACAUUGAGUUGCACUUGGCGGACCCUAAUGGUGUAGUGAGAGAAUAGCACCCAAACAGAUGAAUAUGUGUGGUGUCACUGGAUCUGAAGAUUUUGCCUCUUUUCCUUUUUAUGGGCUUUUAGUUAAUGAAAUUGGUGGAUUUUACAUUCAAUGUCAGAUAGAAGAUAUUCUUACAUUUUUAAACCAUUUAUCUUGGUAGGUAAUAUAUCUUAACCCUUAUAUGAAUGUACAUAUAUAUAGUCUGAUAAUAACUCACUAUAACAGAGGUAAUCUUACAGUAGUGAGUACAUAGGUUUUCAAACUGGUCCCCCGUGGAAAUCGAACCCACAACCCUGGCGUUAGCAUCGCCUGCCAUUCUCUACCAACUGAGCCACACGGGAAGUGUCAUUUAUAGGUUAUUUAAUACAUGUAGUAAAAUGGAAUACUGUAUAAGGUAUUAGAAGGAUAUAUUUGUAUUAUGAUUUAACUUAAUAUUUUGUAUGACUUAUUUAACUGAUUGUUUAAUAUAUUAUGUUUAUUAUAUCACAGAAUGUUAUAAAACUAUUAUGUUAUUUACUGUAUGUAUCUGUCUAUAAGGCAUUUGGAGGAGGCAUUGUCAUGGAAUGCCUUUGAAGAAGAGAAGAUGGGUUGAAUUCAGUGCAGACAUUUAACAUUGUUGUUUUUUCACAAUGUAAGAACAGCCUGCCUCAUUACUGAAAAGUAACCAACUGUAACCGUUGCUGGCAACAAUUGCUGUCAAGCCCCCCAAAAUAUGGCCUAUGUCCCAUAGGCACAACUUUCUUUCUGUGUAGAAGAAUGCAAGGAGGUUCUGCCAUGGUGUCCAGAUUCAUGGUAAACGCCUCCAUAAUGGCAUUUAACCCUUAGCCUGCAAGCAAGAAAUGUAUCAUGACUGUGCACUAUUUCCUCAGCUUCCGAGAACACAUUCCCCAUUCAAUAUCAAAAUUGCAGUAACAUGGCAAUCCUCAUUGAAAAUGUUUUUAUACAGUACACGUGCUUCUUAGGGAACUAGAAGUUAGACUGUUAAGCUUUCUUUUAAAGCAAACGUCCUUGGCUGAUGUACUUGUGGUAUACCUGUGCUUAUAGUGGUCUGUGGCUAGAGCCAGCCAUGUCCAAAAAAUAUCCUUACUUUCACAGGGACACAUUCUACUCUACAACUAAACAAUAAGAACAGAGAAAACUGACACUUCAAAUCUUACACAUUUUGGACAUUGAAAUGUGUAAGAGUGACACGCUGAUACGAUAUUAUAUCACAGACAAAUAACAAAUAAAAACACUAUCCCUUUAUUCUUAAUCAAAUAGCUAAACAGCUUUAACAUACUAUUGAAUCAGAUUGUGGUGAAAGGUGUCUUAUGAUGACAAUGAUGAGCCAAAGAGGCCCAACACAGUUGUAUGGUGUUCUGCCUUAAGAGUUGUCCCGCUGUGGCUAUGCUAUGUAACGUUACAGCAUAGCCAUGCACAAUUACAUAGAAAAAAAACUAAACGUCCCUUGUGUGUCACGAAUGUUGAAUACAAAUAUAUUUGAACUUACUCUGCCAAUUGUCCGCGGGGAAAGCAUUAGUAAACCAACUUCAAAACGCAGGUCUUGGUGUGUGGCAACCAAUAUUUGUUUGCUUGUGAGCAAAGGCAUGUGCACAAGACGGAAGUAUAUGCACAAGAUGCAUGCAUACUAACCGAAGUCUUGCAGGUGUUUACAUGGUUUUGCGCAUGUGCCAGGUGAUAGAAAUUGCAACGGCAGUACCGGCGCUCUAAAAAGUUGGGUAAAUAAUACUUUCCUGUGGAUAUUCUGAAGGACCAACCUCACAGACAACAGUAAGUUCAAAUGUAAUUUUAUUGAACAUUCUGGCUUGUAAGGAAACUUUGUUUCAGACUGUAUACCAAUAAUUGGUAUCAGUCUGAUUUAUUAGGCAAGUGUUGAGUUCUGUAAUGUAAAAAAAUGUAAUUAUCCUCUUUUGGAUACCAGGGGAGGAUGAAUCAUAAAAGUAAGUUUUGUUGAUUCUUCAUAGAAAACACAGAUCUUCCCCUCCUGCUCUCCUUGCUUUCUUCUGAUUCUUAGAGGAGGCGGCAAGGAGAACAGACACAAGGAAUCAAGCAAGGACUUUUGAGAUCACCCCUGGUAUAUCACUUCUAUCUUGUUUCCAAUUCCACAUUUCUUAAAAUGUUUCUCUAUCCAAUUACUAACUGGCAUGAAGAAAAUGAGGACAAGGGAGACAUUUUAAUGAAUGUCUCCUGCUGAGUAUGUUUUUCCAGUUUUUUUGUUGUUGCCAUUGACGCCCAGAAGUCAACCCUGACAGAAGCCAGAGGUCACUGAGGUAAAUCCACAACAUUAUUUUAUACUAGUGGGUGUCACCAUUAUCUCAUCGCCAGACCAUGAGCCCGACUCAUGUCCGUUACAUGGGCAUUUUAAGUAUUUAAGCAUUAAGUAUUUGGUUUUAUCUUGUUUGAUAUGUUUAGUAUUUUCAAGCAAUAAAAAGGCACCACUUUAUAUGUUCCCUCUGGCAUACAACAUAAGGUAUGCAGUGAGACACUCUGAAGGCGCUUCCUCUCAAGACCCUGAGGUGUGUUGUGUCAUAUGGUCCCAUGCUGAGCACCCCCCGCCCCCCAACCCUGUCUCUACCGCACUACUGUGUUAGCUUACUGUAGAGCAUAGAGCUGUACAAAUUAUUUGAAUAAAAUGUAGGUUUGACUAAA
Messenger RNA from Coregonus clupeaformis (lake whitefish), 5814 nucleotides. RefSeq lists its product as uncharacterized. NCBI's taxonomy places the organism in Eukaryota, Metazoa, Chordata, Actinopteri, Salmoniformes, Salmonidae. The record is from RefSeq and is a predicted model, not a curated record. The coding region runs from base 713 to 1702 and encodes 329 amino acids. The transcript is spliced from 4 exons.